Molecule: messenger RNA, 1904 nt
Organism: Siniperca chuatsi (mandarin fish)
Lineage: Eukaryota; Metazoa; Chordata; Actinopteri; Centrarchiformes; Sinipercidae
Gene: psmd3
Product: proteasome 26S subunit, non-ATPase 3
Exons: 13
Coding region: 165-1724 (519 amino acids)
Biological process (GO): ubiquitin-dependent protein catabolic process; regulation of protein catabolic process
Cellular component (GO): proteasome complex; proteasome regulatory particle, lid subcomplex
Molecular function (GO): enzyme regulator activity; protein binding
Source: RefSeq, a predicted model, not a curated record
GAGUUUAACUGUUCCAGUUUACAGGAGGACUGAAUCGAUCCAUCUUUUAUCGAUUAGCUGCUCUGCUGUAUCUGCGAUCAUCUUAUACUGUCUGAAGCAUCCCACAAUGCUUUGCGCUUCAAAAUAGUUGCCAGUCAUUGUAGGAGCGAAGAAACCGAAACAUCAUGAAGGAGACAGCGGCCAAGCGGCGGGACAAAGCGGGAGGCCGGGACCGGGACUCCAAAGCCGAGAAGCCGAAGGACCCGGGCCCCGAGCCGCAGGACGUGGAGAUGCCGGAGGAGGAGGCGGCUAACGCGGCUAAACAGCCCAAAGAGCUGGACAGCCUGACUCUGGAGGACAUUAAGGAGCAUGUGAAGCAGAUAGAGAAGGCGGUGUCGGGGAAGGAGCCUCGCUUCGUCCUUCGGGCUCUCAGAGCAUUGCCGUCCACCAGCCGUCGUCUCAACACCAACGUGCUGCAUAAAGCCAUCUUUGGCUUCUUCACCAACAACACCACCACCAGAGACUUCCUGCUCGCCUUCCUGGAGGAGCCCAUGGAGAUGGCGGACGGAGACGUCCAGUUCCGUCCGAGGACGGGUAAAGCAGCGUCAGCUCCGCUGCUGCCGGAGGUGGAGGCUUACCUGCAGCUGCUGCUGGUGGUUCACCUGACCAACAACAAGAGAUACACCGAGGCUCAGAAGGUUUCAGACGACCUGCUGCAGAAGAUCGGCUCUAAGAACCGCAGAGCUCUGGAUCUGGUCGCCGCCAAGUGUUACUAUUACCACGCCCGAGUGUACGAGUUCCUCAACAAGUUCGACACCAUGCGCAGUUUCCUCCACACUCGCCUGCGUACGGCGACUCUGCGCCACGACGCUGACGGUCAGGCCGUCCUCCUCAACCUGCUGCUGAGGAACUACCUGCACUUCAACCUGUACGACCAGGCCGAGAAACUCGUGUCCAAGUCAGUGUUCCCUGAGCUCGCCAACAACAACGAGUGGGCCCGAUACCUGUACUACACAGGUCGUAUUAAGGCGAUCCAGUUGGAGUACUCUGAGGCGCGCAGGACUCUGACCAACGCUCUGAGGAAAGCUCCACAACACACUGCUGUGGGCUUCAAACAGACGGUCCACAAGCUGCUGAUCGUGGUGGAGCUGCUGCUGGGAGAGAUCCCCGACAGACUGCAGUUCAGACAGCCGUCGCUGAAGAGGUCGCUGAUGCCGUACUUCCUGCUGACUCAGGCGGUGAGAACAGGUAACCUGGCCAAGUUUAACCAGGCGUUGGAGCAGUUUGGGGAGAAGUUUCAGACGGACGGGACAUACACACUCAUCAUCCGCCUGAGACACAAUGUCAUCAAGACCGGUGUGCGUAUGAUCAGCCUGUCGUACUCUCGUAUCUCUCUGGCCGACAUCGCUCAGAAGCUGCAGCUCGACAGCCCGGAGGACGCAGAGUUCAUCGUCGCCAAGGCGAUCCGUGACGGAGUGAUCGAGGCGAGCAUCAACCACGAGAAAGGCUUCGUCCAAUCGAAAGAGACUAUGGACAUCUACGGGACCAGAGAGCCUCAGCUGGCUUUUCACCAGAGAAUCUCCUUCUGCCUGGACAUCCACAACAUGUCUGUCAAGGCCAUGAGGUUUCCUCCUAAAGCUUACAACAAAGACCUGGAGUCAGCAGAGGAGCGUCGGGAGCGGGAGCAGCAGGAUCUGGAGUUCGCCAAAGAAAUGGCUGAAGACGACGACGACAGCUUCCCAUGAUCCUCCCUGCUGACUUCCUGUGCAGACAGGAAGUAGUUGCGUGUCUGCACGCUGAUGUUAGUAGAUCAGUUAUUACCCACAAUCCCCCUCUCCUCUCUCUCCUCCCUCUCUGCUGUGUAUUCCUGCUGUUUGUUGUUUCUCUCACUCAGACAAAUAAAACACACUUUGGUUUUGUUUACA